Molecule: messenger RNA, 1314 nt
Organism: Triticum turgidum subsp. durum (durum wheat)
Lineage: Eukaryota; Viridiplantae; Streptophyta; Magnoliopsida; Poales; Poaceae
Source: the annotation of a GenBank genome assembly
AUGCCCGCCGCCGGCCUCCGCCCGCUCGCCGGCGCCCUCCUCCUCCUCCUCGUAUUCAUCUCCACCGCGGCCGCCAACGCCAGGGUGGGCGACGAGUGCUCCGCCGGCGCAGGCUGCGGCUCGGGGCUGCACUGCGCCGCCUGCGGCGACGGCGUGGCCGGCGUCUGCGCGCGCGCCACCCCCGUCGACCCCCUCACGCACGUAAGCCGCCGCCCCUCCUCCUGCUCGCAAUGGCGCCUCAUUUCGUUCCUUCCUUCAUUUAAAGAAGAACCGCUGCUUCAUCAGGGCACCGGCCUCCCCUUCAACAACUACUCCUGGCUCACCACGCACAACUCCUUCGCCCUCGCCGGCGCCCCCUCCGCCACCGGCGCCGCCAUCAUCGCCCCCACCAACCAGGAGGACUCCGUCACCGCGCAGCUCAAGAAUGGUGUUAGGGGCUUGAUGCUUGACACUUACGAUUUCAACAAUGAUGUCUGGCUGUGCCACUCAUUCGGUGGGAAAUGCUACAAUAUUACAGCAUUUCAACCUGCCAUCAAUGUCUUCAAAGAAAUCCAGACGUUCCUUGAAGCAAACCCUUCAGCGGUAAUCACGGUUUUCCUGGAAGACUACACUGUUGCAGGUUCCCUGCCAAAAGUAUUCAAUGCUUCCGGCCUCAUGAAGUAUUGGUUCCCGGUGGCAAAAAUGCCCAAGACCGGUGGCAACUGGCCUUUGCUCAAGGACAUGAUCAGCCAGAAUGAGCGUCUGCUCGUCUUCGCAUCGAAGAAAGCAAAAGAAGCAAGCGAGGGGAUUCCGUACGAGUGGAAUUACGUUGUGGAAAGCCAAUAUGGCAAUGAGGGUAUGGUGGAGGGCAAGUGCCCGAAUCGCGGAGAGUCCCCUGCCAUGGAUUCCAAGAGCCAGUCGCUUGUUCUGAUGAACUUCUUCACAACGGACCCGAACCCCACCGGGGUUUGCGGGAACAAUUCCGCACCACUUGCUAGCAUGCUAAAAACCUGCCAUGAUCUGUCGGGCAAUCGGUGGCCCAACUACAUCGCCGUUGAUUACUACAUGAGGAGCGACGGCGGAGGCGCUUCCUUGGCUACCGAUGUGGCUAAUGGCCAUCUAGUAUGUGGCUGUGACAACAUUGCUUACUGCAAGGCCAACUCGACAUUCGGGACCUGCGUGAUACCCCCGCCCCCACCGCCGUCGCCGCCCAGGGCGCCGGUGAAGGGUACGAGCCCAGGCGGCGAUCCCAGUGCGGCGGUGGCUCGGCUUCCGGCCUUCCAGUGGAGCUGCUUCCUGGGACUGACGUCCCUGGCUCUGCUCUUCCUCUCGUAA